CGUUCGUGUGUGUUAUUUCCAUAAAUCAACCAUACAUAGUUUUGUAUGCUAUGUAUUCAGAUUAAAUACCAGGAUUUGAGGUCAAUUUUAAUACAUUAGCUUUUUAUACUUUACACUUCGUGCAUUUUGUAGGUGAUUCGAGGAAAAUAUUAAGUGUCAAUUCUAGUGAAAAAGCUCAUCAUUUUUAACUGGAUAUUGUAAAAUUUCUUAGAAAAGAACAAGGCAACCUCUCUGUAUUACAACGUAUAAUCUGGUCGUAUCAUUACAACUAGAAAAUGUCUAUAGGCAAUAUGUUGUUCAAAGUAUUGUUUUUGGGAUUGAUCCACUCUUUGUAUGGUGCUUCAUACUUCGAUUGUCCACCAGGAUGGAAGAGCUAUGGUGAAGAGUGUUGGCUGGCAUCGACACAUCAGAAGUCAUGGGAAAAGGCUUACGAAUUUUGCAGAGCUCAAAGCCCCGAUGGCGCUUUUAUUGAUAUAAGAAAUAAUGAAGAAAAUGAUGCAGUGGAAGAUAUGUUAAAGGGAAGUAAUUUCGAGUAUUGGUUUGGCUUGGAAGUGGGAAAUAACAAUAUACCUUAUGUUUAUAAUAUGUAUCUAAGAUGGAAUACGACAGGAACAGCCGUCACGGAAUAUGGGCAACAAAAAUUAAGAAUGUAUAAUUCUCAUUCACGACAAUGUGGUUAUGUAGAUGAUAAAGGUUCUUGGUUUCUAACCAGUAGUUGUAAUUUACGGAAACAAUUUAUAUGUCAGAAAGAAACAGAUUGUUUACGGGGAUAUUAUGGCGAGUCUUGUGAUCAGAGGUGUAACUGUUACAAAGCUGACUGUAACAGAACUACGGGAGUUUGUCAACAUGGUUGUUCUAAUGGUUGGAUUGGCGAUCAAUGCAACAUAGAAAAACAACCUGCUCAAGUGGCAGUAUACUGUAUUAAAAAAUCAGAAACGGAACAAUACGCUCUAAUAAAAAUGGAUUUAAAGAGCGUUGACUAUGAUGAAGUCUAUAUAUUAGAUGAGAAUGAUACCAUUGUGUGUAAUAAAUCAGUAUUUACACGAGAUUCGGAUGAUAUUUACACUCUUAAAAUAGAUAUGCUCACCGAUCCUCUACAAUGUUCUCCUAAACAUAUUUCAAAAGGGAAAUAUCAAUGGACACUUCGAACAGAGGAAAUUGAAGGGUUUCUAAGUGAAUAUGAUAGAAAGUUUGACGUAAAUUGUAAUUUCAAUGGCGCUGAGAAGUUGUCUCGUACAAAACAACAGUCUUUAUCAGAAGAUUCAAUGGCCCAACUCACCAAUACUGAAAUUAAACAAUCAACAGAAUCGGUACGAUUGAUUAUACAAGAUCCAUCUACAAAAACUGCCGUAUCCCAAAUUAAAAUUGGUGCCAAGAUUCAACUAGCUAUGGUACUGAACCUUCAAAAUACUUCCAUGUCUGCCAAAGGUAUUUCUCCUUUUAACUGUAAAUGUUCUACAUCCGACGGUAAAAUAUCUCAAGCUUUGACUGAUUCCAAUGGAUGUCCCUUGAAGAAUUCACCCAUAUAUUUGAUUGAUAGUGAAAGCUCACCGUCUCGUGUCGUUUCAAACCAUUUUGAUGCUUUUACAAUAGAGGGAAGAUCUGAUAUAAUAUUCCAGUGUCAAUUUCAAUUUUGUUUCAAUGAUUCUCCACAUAAUGAAUGUCCAAGCAGAUGUCAGUAUCUGAAGACUAGAAGGCUUAUUAAAAGAUCAGUAAAUGUAGAUAAUGGGAUGUUUUCAGCUUCACACAUCUUUGUUCACCAGAAUUAAUUCACUAUGACAAGUUUAUGUAAAUAGGAUUAGAAUUUGAGUCUGUACUUGUAUUAUGUCUAUUACAAUAAACCCUAUAUUCAGUAUGU
Molecule: messenger RNA, 1858 nt
Organism: Lottia gigantea (owl limpet)
Lineage: Eukaryota; Metazoa; Mollusca; Gastropoda; Lottiidae
Exons: 12
Coding region: 276-1769 (497 amino acids)
Biological process (GO): inflammatory response; lipoprotein metabolic process; cell death
Cellular component (GO): signaling receptor complex; plasma membrane
Molecular function (GO): low-density lipoprotein particle receptor activity
Source: RefSeq, a predicted model, not a curated record